Phragmites australis (common reed) is the source of this 1635-nucleotide messenger RNA. Its product is annotated as BTB/POZ and TAZ domain-containing protein 3. The coding region runs from base 100 to 1401 and encodes 433 amino acids. Gene Ontology annotation, molecular function: protein binding. The record is from RefSeq and is a predicted model, not a curated record. NCBI's taxonomy places the organism in Eukaryota, Viridiplantae, Streptophyta, Magnoliopsida, Poales, Poaceae. The transcript has 7 exons.
GCUCCCUUUUCUUCUCGUCCUCAGUCUUUCAGAGAGGCUUUCCGCUCCAUACUGAUCUCAGAUUUCAGAAAGAACUUGAUUCUUCCUUCCUUGGAUGCGAUGCGGAGGAAGCAUGGACGUAAUGAUGGGGGACAGUUGAUGGAAUGCCUUGAAUUGGAUUCUUCUCAUUUCUUUGUGGACAGUGAUGCAAUCGACAGCCCAUUGGACAUCCAUCUUGAGUUCAAUAGCUUGACAGUCGCAAAAGCCGUGCCCGAUCAUAGCCGGUAUUCUCAGUCUGGCUGUAGUAACGUCCCUGAUCCACCCCCGUUACCUGGAACUUCUUAUGGUGCACAGAGAAGUUCUAGGAAUGCAAAGGCUUGUAGCCGUGUCCUUGAAGAGGUCCUGGAUUCCGGGGACAAGUUAUUUCAAGAGGGAUAUCAAGCUGAUCUCCGUGUUUUGGCAGAUGGUGGCAGUGAAAUCUUGUCACAUUCCUGUGUUCUUGGUGUCAAAUCUCCUGUUCUGAGAGCUAUGUUGGAAGAAGCUAAACUAAAACAUGGUUUACCGUGUAUCCGAAUUCCUGGCGCGCCAUCAGAAGCAGUCCGUGUUUUCAUCAGAUUUCUUUAUUCUUCACGUUUUGAGCAGGAACAGAUGAAGAAGCAUGUUCUUCAUUUGUUUCUACUUUCCCACGUCUUCUUGGUGCCAUCUCUGAAGACGGUCUGUAUCGAGCAACUUGAGAGAAAUUUUCUUGCUCCUGACAACGUGGUAGACAUGCUGCAACUUGCCAGAUUGUGUGACGCGCCCCGGCUCUCCGUCAUCUGUACCCGUAUGAUCGUUGCGGAUUUCAAGACCAUCUCCCUAUCCGAUGGAUGGAAAGUAAUGAGGCAGGCCAACCCAAGCCUGGAACAGGAGCUCCUCGAGUCUCUUGUCGAAGCUGAUACAAAAAGACAGGAAAGAGCUGAGAGGAUAGAAGAAAAUAAGGUUUAUCUGCAACUGUAUGAAGCAAUGGAGGCUCUAGUUCACAUAUGCCGAGAUGGAUGCAGGACAAUUGGGCCCCGAGAUCAAGCACUCAAGGGCAGUGGAGCUGCUGUCUGCAAGUUUCCUGCCUGCAGGGGUAUUGAGCUGCUCGUUCGCCACUUCUCAGCUUGCAGAGUUAGGGUACCUGGUGGUUGUGGCAACUGCAAGCGAAUGUGGCAGCUUCUUGAGCUGCAUUCUCGCAUGUGUUUCACUCCAGACACCUGCAAGGUUCCUCUCUGCAGGCAUUUUAAGGAGAAAAUGCAACAUCUGGGCAGGAAGGAAGAGACCAAAUGGAAUCUUUUGGCGUGUAAGGUGCUGGAGAGCAGAGGAACCAUGAGUUCUAUCUCUGAAAGGAGAAAUCUUUCAACCGUAAAGCCCACUGAUAGUUGCCGCAUGGUUCCUAUUUGAAACACCGAAAGUCUGCAGAGAUUUUGUACAAAGAAGUACAAUUGGUACAUGAAUCAGGAAAAAUUCUCAGAUUCAAAAUAGGGUCUAGAGUUGUAGUAUGAUAACAAAAGUGCCUUUUUCUUGAGGAUUUGAGAAUGUCCAUCAAACUGAUUAUGGAACCAGAAGAAAUCGUCAGAUCACAAAGUAAUCAUGAAUGUGUCUAACAAGUAACAAGCACUGUUGCGAUUUCAUGCA